Messenger RNA from Peromyscus maniculatus bairdii (prairie deer mouse), 1437 nucleotides. The record is from RefSeq and is a predicted model, not a curated record. NCBI's taxonomy places the organism in Eukaryota, Metazoa, Chordata, Mammalia, Rodentia, Cricetidae.
CUCCCCCACGCGCUGCCGCGGCCGCCGCAGGAGCCCAGAGCUCAAGCCGCCCGGCGACUCCCCCUCCCCCUCCCCAGCCCCGCCCCGCCCGGAGCCGGGGCUCCCGAGUCGGAGCCGAGUCUGCGCCUGGGGGAGGACCAUGCGGCAGUAGCAGCCAUGCUGCCAUUCUUGCUGGCCACACUGGGCACCGCGGCCCUCAACAGCAGCAUCUCCAAGGACUACUGCUACAGCGCCCGGAUCCGAAGCACUGUCCUACAGGGCUUGCCCUUUGGGGGCGUCCCCACUGUGCUGGCUCUGGACUUCAUGUGCUUCCUUGCCCUGCUGUUCCUCUUCUCCAUCCUCCGGAAGGUGGCCUGGGACUAUGGGCGGCUGGCCUUGGUAACAGAUGCAGACAGGCUUCGCCGGCAGGAGAGGGAGCGAGUGGAGCAGGAAUAUGUGGCAUCAGCUAUGCAUGGGGACAGCCAUGACCGGUAUGAGCGUCUCACCUCCGUCUCCAGCUCCGUCGACUUUGACCAAAGGGACAACGGUUUCUGUUCCUGGCUGACAGCCAUCUUCAGGAUAAAGGAUGACGAGAUCCGGGACAAGUGCGGGGGCGACGCUGUGCACUACUUGUCCUUCCAGAGACACAUCAUCGGGCUGCUGGUCGUCGUGGGCGUCCUCUCCGUGGGCAUCGUACUGCCUGUCAACUUCUCAGGGGACCUGCUCGAGAACAAUGCCUACAGCUUCGGGAGAACCACCAUUGCCAACUUGAAAUCAGGGAAUAAUCUCCUCUGGCUGCACACCUCCUUUGCUUUCCUGUACCUGCUGCUCACCGUCUACAGCAUGCGGAGACACACCUCUAAGAUGCGCUACAAGGAGGACGACCUGGUCAAACGGACUCUCUUCAUCAAUGGAAUCUCCAAAUAUGCAGAGUCAGAAAAAAUCAAGAAGCAUUUUGAGGAGGCCUACCCCAACUGCACGGUGCUGGAAGCCCGGCCCUGUUACAACGUGGCUCGUCUUAUGUUCCUUGAUGCCGAGAGGAAGAAGGCUGAGCGGGGAAAACUGUACUUCACGAACCUGCAGAGCAAGGAAAAUGUACCCACCAUGAUCAACCCCAAACCGUGUGGCCACCUCUGCUGCUGUGUGGUUCGAGGCUGCGAGCAGGUGGAGGCCAUUGAGUACUACACAAAGCUGGAGCAGAGGCUGAAGGAAGACUACAGGCGGGAGAAAGAGAAGGUGAACGAGAAGCCACUUGGCAUGGCCUUCGUCACCUUCCACAACGAGACCAUCACAGCCAUCAUCCUAAAGGACUUCAACGUGUGUAAAUGCCAGGGCUGUGCCUGCCGUGGGGAGCCGCGCGCCUCUUCCUGCAGCGAGGCCCUGCAUAUCUCCAACUGGACCGUGACCUAUGCCCCUGACCCCCAGAACAUCUACUGGUGAGCCGUAGCAGGUGGAAUG